GAAAAUAACAAAGAAGUAGGCAGGGUGAAUUUUGACUGCUUAAGUGUGAAGAUGAUGACUAUAGAUAGAAGAAGAGAAGAAUGUUGAUGCAGUAACAUAAAACAUAAUAAAGAAAUUGAUUAUCGAUGGAAGAGGGUAAUAAUAAGAGAGGAAGAAUUCUAAUAACAAACGACGACGGAAUCGACGCUCCUGGCUUAAGAGGUUUGGUAUCAUCAUUAGUGAAUACGAAUCUUUUCAAUAUAUUUGUAUGUGCUCCUGAUAGUGAGAAAUCAGCAGUUAGUCACAGCAUCACAUGGCUUCAUCCUAUAUCUGCCAAACAAGUUCAUAUUCAUGGAACCAUUGCUUCCUUCUCUGUUUCUGGAACUCCCGCUGAUUGUACUUCUCUCGGAAUUUCCAAAUCACUCUUUCCUUCCGUCCCUCAUCUUGUAGUGAGCGGCAUAAAUAGGGGUAGCAACUGCGGCUAUCAUAUUGUUUACUCAGGCACUGUAGCUGGAGCUCGAGAGGCCUUCUUCAACAAUAUCCCUUCUAUCUCCAUUUCAUAUGACUGGGUUGAAGGAAAGAGUAAUCCACAGGACUUUGCACUUGCUGCACAAGUUUGCAUUCCAAUCAUAAACGCAGUACUGGUUGCGAUAAAGAAACAAAGCUACCCUGGAAGAUGUUUUUUGAAUAUAGACGUGCCAACCAAUGUUGCUAACCAUAAGGGUUACAAGCUAACGAGGCAGGGUAAAAGUAUCUUUAAGAUGGGAUGGAGGAAAGUUACCUCUGAGACAGAAGGACGAAGAAUGUUGUCUGAUAUGACCAACACAAAUACAGAUAUGCCUAAAAAAAUUGGCACGUCAUCUGCAUCACCUGAACAUCUUUUAUUUGCGAGAGAGAGGAGAGUGAAGAUUGUAAGAGGUGCCCUACCUGAUUAUGAUGAUGAUACAGAUCACAAAUCUUUGAAGGCGGGCUAUAUUACUGUAACAUCUCUUGCUGGUCUCUCUCACGCGGAUGUAGAUUGUCAGACCUAUUUUGAGGAUUGGCUACAAAGUAUCCCUAAACACCUCUUGUCAGCAGCUUUAUAACGUUGUAAGAUCUAUCAUGUGUUUGCAGUGUAUUUGUUAGCUCUGGUUGCUAUGUAUUCCUGGCAAUAAUUGCACUUGCAUUUCAGCAAUCACGCUAGUUAAGAAUCAAAGGUUAUUCUUCUGUGAUAAAUAGAAAAUUCUGGCAGGUAUUCAUAUAAUGUAUUUAAGUGAUGUCGUCACAAAUGACUUUUGCGAACAUUUUACUAUAAUAACAUUUUUUUCAGUCAGUAUUUACUUGAUAAA
This is a messenger RNA of Medicago truncatula (barrel medic), 1307 nucleotides long. RefSeq names its product 5'-nucleotidase SurE. The coding region runs from base 126 to 1064 and encodes 312 amino acids. The transcript has 8 exons. Gene Ontology annotation, cellular component: cytosol. The record is from RefSeq and is a predicted model, not a curated record. NCBI's taxonomy places the organism in Eukaryota, Viridiplantae, Streptophyta, Magnoliopsida, Fabales, Fabaceae. Gene Ontology annotation, molecular function: nucleotidase activity.